UCUCCGAACCUUUUAGAGUGAUGGAUCAGCGUGGUGAAGGGUACAAGAAACACCACCCUCCAAGUAGGGGAGAUAAAAUCUGGCGAUUAGAAGGAAUUGCCAAAAAUGGUGCAUAUCUCCAACGCUUGUCCUCCAACGAAAUAAAAAAUGUGGAUGAUUUUUUGAAGACUUAUAAACAAAAGGGUUCUACUUACCUGAAACAGCUACUUGGUGAGAAAGUCUCUAUCGGCGAACAGAAGAAGAAGAGAGGAAAAGGAGGGUGGGCGGCGGCUGGGUAGAAAAGAAAAGAAAACUGAAAGAAGGAGCAGAGGGG
Molecule: messenger RNA, 313 nt
Organism: Cucumis sativus (cucumber)
Lineage: Eukaryota; Viridiplantae; Streptophyta; Magnoliopsida; Cucurbitales; Cucurbitaceae
Product: calmodulin-binding protein 60 A-like
Exons: 3
Coding region: 21-278 (85 amino acids)
Biological process (GO): regulation of salicylic acid biosynthetic process
Cellular component (GO): nucleus
Molecular function (GO): calmodulin binding; DNA-binding transcription factor activity; sequence-specific DNA binding
Source: RefSeq, a predicted model, not a curated record